CGGAGCAACUCUCUAAGCUUGCGGAAGCCGCUCAGCGGUCCGGGGCACCGGGAUGGUGCGUUUGUACAACCUGCACCCGUUUGGGUCGCAGCAGGUUGUCCCCUGCCAGCGGGAGCCCGAGCAGUUCUGCUGCGGCGGGAGCGACGCGCUGUUCGUGGCUUCCGGCUGCAAGGUGGAGGCGUUUGCUGUUCAGGGCGCAGAGCUAAGCCGGCAGCGAUGCACCUUCUCCACGCUAGGCAGGGUUCUGCGCAUGGCCUACAGCGAAGCCGGAGACUAUCUGGUAGCAAUUGAAGAGAAAAACAAAACUGUAUUCCUGCGUGCUUACGUGAAUUGGAGGAGUAAGAGGAAUGACAACUCUCGUGUGUGCAUUCGAAUGGUUGGGCACAAAAUGGAGGCAUCCUUCUGUGAAAGCUUUAGAGACCAGAUGUCUAUAAUUGAAAUGCCAAUGUCCGAGGCCCCUUUGUGCAUUUCAUGUUGUCCUGUGAAAGGAGAUCUACUUGUUGGAUGUACAAAGAAGUUAGUCUUAUUUACUUUGAAGUAUGAUGUCGUUAAUGAGGAAUUCUCAAUGUUGAACUUUGAACGUUCAUUAAUUAUACACAUAAAUAAUAUCACUCCUGUUGAAAUCUCUUUUUGUGUUGGAUAUGUUGCUGUCAUGGCUGAUUUAGAAGUCUUACUCCUAAAACUGGAGUCAGACCCUAUACAUGGAGAGGGAGUUAACCACCACCCACAAGAAAGCAUCAACCCAUUGGAACAGACAGAAGAUGUCAGUAAUGAAACUUCACAGCUUGAGUCAGAGGAUUUUGUUAUCUGCCUAAAACCUUUGGAACUUUUUGGUGAAAAAUGUAAACAGUCUGGAAUAUCUGUUAAGCUGGAGUCCACAGGAUUAGAAGAUGAAAAAGUAAAAUAUUUACAUGUUCAGCAUCUGCUGUAUAGACGGUUUGCUCCAGAUAUUUCAUUCUAUGGUUUGUCUGAUAACAUCAAGUUACAUUCCCUUCAACUGCUGCCCAUUCACCAAACUGGUUUUCAUCCUGAUGAAAAAGAUUUGUCUCAGAAAAAAGAGGUGCCAAGUCUCUUCUGUUUCUUCUCAUUACCCCAUGCGGGCUACCUGUACAUGGUGGUGAAGUCUGUUACGUUACUGUCAGUCUAUUGGUAUCCUGAGAAGUCUCAGCAAGCCGUGCUCACACCACAAUUCUUGCAUGUCAUCACAAGCCAAAGCCUGCAGUGUUUCACGGUACGAUGCAGCGCAGCGGUGGCUCAUGAGGAGGACCUAUACAUGGACACUACACUAAAGGCCUGCCCACCUGUCAGUAUGGAUGUCUGUGCUCUAAGGAUACAGCUCUUCAUAGGUUUGAAAGCCAUCUGUCACUUUAAAAACCACAUCAUACUUCUGACGAAGGCAGAGCCUGAGGACAUCCCAGAGAGACGCGAGUCACCCAAGAGACUUCUUUCUAGAAAAGAUGCCAGUGUUAAGAGCAGGAUCCCUCACGUAGCUGAGGCUGGAUGGAAUCUGUAUAUCGUGAAUACCACUGCACCAGUUCAGCUAUACAAAGAAAUGGUAGACUAUAGUAACAGCUACAAGACUGUGAAAACCGAGAGCUGUCUCCACUUGCUCAGCGAGGCUCAUCUGCUAGUGAGAGCUGCCCUGAUGGAUGUCAGUCAGCUAGAGCCUGCAGAGAAAGCAGAGCUCCUGGAAGCUUUCAAAGAAAGCUGCGGGCACCUUGGAGACUGUUACAGCAGGCUUAACACUGAGCAAGCCCAUCUCGCCUUGCCAUACUAUAAGAUGUCUGGUUUGUCUCUGGCUGAAGUCUUGGCUCGUGUGGAAUGGACAGAAGGGAAUGAAUCACAGAAAUAUGAGAGAGGAUUAAUAUUUUAUAUUAAUCAUUCUCUUUAUGAGAACCUGGAUGAAGAAUUAAGUGAAGAAUUAGCUGGAAAAGUGGCUCAGAUAUUUCAUGUGGCUGAGCCGAAGCAACUGCCUCAUGUUCUCUCCAGUCCGUCUAUGAAGAAUAUUGAUCCUUUAAUUGCCUUGCAUUACUUAAGGAAGCUGGACACCUGUGGGGCUUCACCAGUCUUAGUGACCUUGACCAAGGCUGCAGUGGCCUUGAAAAUGGGAAAUCUUGACAUGUACAGGAAUGAAAUGAAAAGCCAUUCAGAGAUGCAGCUGGUGUAUGGCUUCAUUCUGGAACCUCGGCUGUUAAUUCAACAGUGGAAAGGACAGAUUGUUCCUACGGAACUUGCAAUUGACUUGAAGGAAACUCAGCCUGGAUUGCUUGUGGCUUCAGUCCUGGGCUUACAGAAGAAUGGUAAAAUUGGAAUCGAAGAAGCAGAUUCUUUCUUUAAGGUGCUGUGUGGAAAGGAUGAAGACAUGGUUCCGCAGCUUUUGGUAGACUUCUGGGAAGCUCAGCUCGUAGCUUGUCUCCCAGAUGUGGUUCUUGAGGAACUCUUUUUCAAGCUCAUAUCUCAGUACGUCUGGAGGUUAUCUAAGAGGCAUUGUCCUGAUACCUUACCAUUGAGAACAGCAGAGGAUUUGAUAAACGCCUGCAGUCAUUAUGGCCUAGUAUAUCCAUGGGUUCAUGUCUUAAUGACGUCUGAUUCCUUAGCUGAUAAAAAUUACACAGAAGACCUUUUGAAACUACAGUCUCUCAUAUGUAGCCCUUCAUUGGACAUAGUUUCCGUUAUUCCAUAUCUGGAGCCACUCUCAGAAGACACUGUUGCUGGCCUCAGCGCUCAAGUUCUAUGUCAUACACGCUUACAAGAGUAUGAAAAGUGCAUAGACACAUUGCUAGAGAGAUGCCCAGAGGCGGUCAUUGCAUAUGCUAACCGGGAACUGAAGGAAGAGCACUGGAUUCUGUGGUGGAAAAAGCUACUGCCUGAACUCUGUCACAGAGUCAAGUGUGGCGGAGACAGAUACCACCUUCACCUGUCAUUGCUAAAAGAAACCUUGUCGGUUGUUGCUGUGGGACUGGACCUGAGGGAUUUCUUGAAUGUUCUCCCAGAAGAUGGGGUGGCAGCAUUUUUUCUGCCCUACCUCCUUUUCUGCAGCCGGAAGAAAUCACUAACUUGAUGGUAUCCUUUGCAGCACAGUGGCAUAAGUGACUGCGCGUUAAAUGCUUGGUCUCAGAUACAGUAAACUCAAAGGGUUUGUGUUUACAUGUAUUGUAGCUGCUGUAAGGGUGCUUACCUUACCAUGUAAUUGUAGCCCUUGGCUUAAUAUAUAACCUGAAUGGAUUUACUUGUCUAGAAUGUAAAAACCUUCAAAAUGUAAGAUCUCUUCACAUGUAUUUAUUUCCUUUGGUUUUUAUUUUUUUACGCUGUAUUCUGUGUGAGCCUAGAACUAUGAACCUUGUGCUGACCUCAAUCUAUGCAAACCUCCCAAGCAUUAUAGGUGUGAAGAGCCAUGAAUGUAUUUUCAAAACCAGGCACAGGCUUCUGUUGUGAGACAUAGCAUGGACUCGGUGCUGAAGGCAUAACAAUCAUGUCCACCCAAGCCACUGGAAGGAAAUGCAUUGCAAGUAUCCUCAAAUGCCCCCUUACUCGACAAACAAUAUCUCGAUUGUUACAGAUUUUUCUUCUGGGUUACUAUUUUGUAUUUUUAUGUAAGUAUGAGAAAGAUGUAAUGUUUUACUCCAGUGAAUACUUGGCGUGUGAGCUACUUUUGAAACUCAUAGUGUCCUUCUCUCAGAAUCAGAUAAAUGGACUGUUGUCUGGCUGUUAACACUUGUUUAGGUUACAUAUUUUCAGCCAGAGUCUUAUUUCUAUUUUUUAUGUGUAUAUACUCCUAUUAUUUCAACCCACAAUAUACAAAAAAAUAAAAAAUUAUCAUGAUGUUCAUAUCUGUCUUUUUAGUAACUAACUUCCUUGCUUAUUUGUUUGGUUAAUUUGUUUUAUUUUAAAGG
Rattus norvegicus (Norway rat) is the source of this 3893-nucleotide messenger RNA. It is a transcript of the gene Hps3, whose product is annotated as HPS3, biogenesis of lysosomal organelles complex 2 subunit 1. Gene Ontology annotation, cellular component: cytoplasm. Lineage: Eukaryota; Metazoa; Chordata; Mammalia; Rodentia; Muridae. The record is from RefSeq and is marked provisional.